Pocillopora damicornis (cauliflower coral) is the source of this 1125-nucleotide messenger RNA. Its product is annotated as blue-sensitive opsin. NCBI's taxonomy places the organism in Eukaryota, Metazoa, Cnidaria, Anthozoa, Scleractinia, Pocilloporidae. Gene Ontology annotation, cellular component: membrane. Gene Ontology annotation, molecular function: G protein-coupled receptor activity. The record is from RefSeq and is a predicted model, not a curated record. Gene Ontology annotation, biological process: G protein-coupled receptor signaling pathway.
AUGCCUUCACUAAACAAGGUGGAAUUUCUCAGCAUAGGUAUCAGCGUUAUCGCGCUGGCCAUUAUUGGUACUGCAAUUCAAGUGCUUUCGUUUCUGAUUUUAUGCAAGAGACAGUUUCGAAAAUUCCACCUCACGCCAUAUUUUCUGAACAUUGCUCUGGCGAACGUCCUGGUUAUAACAGUGGACCUGCCAGCAGUAGCGAUCUCCGCAUUCGCAGAAAAACAACUGAUGGGAGAUAUUUUCUGUCAGAAUUUUGUUUGCGACUCCGAAGUUCAUUUGACUAAUCUGUUUCUUUUAUUUCAGAUGCGAGGAUUCUUCGUUGGCGCGGCAUCUAUUACAACAUUUGCUACCAUGACAUUGUCCCUCUUCAAAAUCUUUCGCAGGAUGCAUGAUCAAGCUCCAGACGCUGAUUUCAAAUUUGCCUUGGGCGAAGAAGAGGACUGGAAACCUUACAAGAGCAUGAAGACGAUGACAGUCACGUGGUUCUAUGGACUUGCCGUCAUGUUUCCUCCCUUUGUGGGUUGGGGCUCAUUUUCGUCUGAGUCUGGUGGUACUAUUUGUAUCCCAAACUGGCGAGAUAACACCUCAGCUGGACACGCCUACUUGAUCACACUCGUCAUUUUGGCCUUCGUGGCACCCUUGUACGUUUCCUUGGUCUGUUUCGCGAGGAUUUACCGGAAAUCAAGGAAACUCCCUGAUGAAAACCUGAGGACGACCAAGGAAAAAACAUUGACAAGGAAAGCUGUCAGGAUGGUCGUACUCGGCAUAGUCAGCUUUUCCAUCAGUUGGACCCCUUACUGUGUGUCUGCUAUGAUAUCAGUCAUAGGUGGCUCGGAAAUUUUUGACAGAGAUCAGUCUUUCAUCCCUGGAAUAUUCGCCAAGGCCAGCCUCAUGUACAACCCGCUGCUCUGCAUGCUUGUCUGCAAGCGAUUUCGAACCGUUGCUGCAGAUAUGUUGUGCUGCAGGAAUAACAGUCAUAUCAUCGUGGAAGUAACCCAAAGGUCUACUGCUCCGAAUGAGACGAUGACCAGCGAGCAACAACAGAACGACAACCAGGACAUGCUACGGAACCAAGCGAGGUCACAAGAAACGUCUAUGGUAUUGAAAGGUUUUUGUGAUCUCUAG